CAUGGAGGGCCAGGGGAGAGCAUCAGCCACUUUUCUCUUGAGCUUUUACCAAGGACGAUUGUGUCCAGGCCCUGCCUUGACCAUUAGUCUGUCUCCCCGCAGCGCCUGUACAGGUCGGGGGAUGCAGACUCCAUGCAUAGGUACACCCUGAUCCCAGACCACCCGGAUUUUGCCCGAGCAAGACUUAAUGCGAUGCACCUGAGUGAUAAAGUCUACAGAAACUCCUGGGAGCAGAACCGGGCUGGGGGCUAUGACUUCAGGCUGGAUGCCAUCCCAUUCCAGACUGCCAAGGUGUCCAGGGAUAUCGCCAGUGAUUUCCGGUACAAAGAGGCGUUCCUGAGGGACCGGGGCCUACAGAUUGGGUACCGCAGCAUCAAUGAUGACCCAAGGAUGAGGCAUUUCCUCCGUGUUGGCAGGCUCCAGAGCGACAAUGAGUACAAGAAGGACUUUGCCAAGGGUUGCUCCCAGUUCCACAGCCGCACUGACCAACCUGGUUUCCUCCAGGCCAAGAGGAGCCAGCAACUGGCCAGUGAUGUACACUACAGGCAGCCACUGCCCCAGCACACCAGCGACCCAGAACAGCUGGGCCUGAAGCAUGCCCAGAAGGCCCACCAACUGCAGAGUGAUGUCAAGUACAAAUCUGACUUGAACCUGACUCGAGGUGCUGGCUGGACCCCUCCCGGCUCCUACAAAGUAGAAAUGGCUCGGCGGGCUGCAGAACUGGCCAACAGGAGGGGCCUGGGUCUCCAGGGGGCCCAUGCGGGGCCGGAGCAAGGGGGGCACAGAGAUCAUCAGAGCCGGGAGGUGAACCCAGAUGCCUCGGAGAUUCUGCACAUCAAUAGGAAGAAGACUCUGCUGAUGUGAGCAGCAGCCUCCAGCUGCAUCCUCAAGAGAGAAGCCACCAUGGAGGGCUGCUUGCCAGAGGCAUGCCUCCACAGCUUCAGUCUGCACGAGUUGUUAAAAAAAAUGGCAUGCCCUCCCCAUCCCCACAUCUGACUUUAUUAAAACAACUCUGAAA
Cricetulus griseus (Chinese hamster) is the source of this 1018-nucleotide messenger RNA. The record is from RefSeq and is a predicted model, not a curated record. NCBI's taxonomy places the organism in Eukaryota, Metazoa, Chordata, Mammalia, Rodentia, Cricetidae.